Molecule: messenger RNA, 1434 nt
Organism: Colletotrichum graminicola M1.001
Lineage: Eukaryota; Fungi; Ascomycota; Sordariomycetes; Glomerellales; Glomerellaceae
Exons: 4
Coding region: 1-1434 (477 amino acids)
Source: RefSeq, a predicted model, not a curated record
AUGGGCCCAACUGUCACCAAGAAGGAACUGUACUCUUACUACACCUACUACGCGGGUAAUAACGGCAUAGGAUCUUUUCAAUAUUCGAAUCUCUUGUUCCAGAACCUCAUCUACCAGGCCGGUUUCAACCCCAACGUGUUGCCGUUGGGCAGUCUCACCUUUCUGUCCCAAGCCUUUGUGUUCAUUGGAGUAGGAAGCUUAGCCGACUAUGGCGAUUGGAAUCCAUGGGUUGUGCGCAUCUUUUCGGUUAUAUGCUGGGCCAUUGAAUUCGCAUUUCUCGGGGUCAAGGAAGCUGAUCAAUGGAGAACCGCCAUGGCUCUAUACAUCUUGAGUGCAAUCACUUUUUGGGCUUCCUACGUCUUCUUCAACGCCAUCUUUCCCAAAGUCGCCCAUGAUCUACCCGAAGUCCAUAAAGCGCACGAGGAGUUCCUGAACAGGACCAUCAGCGAAGAGGAAUACCAGCACCGAUGUUCAAUGGCACGAACAAAAGUCAUGAACAUGAGUGACGGCUGGAAUAAUUUCGGCUUCACAGCCUGCGGCGCACUGUCACUUGCCGCACUUGCAGGUAUUGGAGCAAACGACUCCGUGGCUCAAAACAACUGGGGCUAUUCAGUGUCUGUGGCCGUGUGCACUGGACUCUGGAUCCUCCUCGCUAUCCCGUGGUUUCUGUGGGAAAAGAAACGACCUGGGCCACCCCUACCUCCAGGAGAAAACUACUUGACCUUUGCCUUCAAGCAAACCUGGUUCGCAGCAAAGCAGGUGUGGACUUUGAAGCAGACUUUCUUCUAUUUGAUUGCAUUCUUCUUGCUGGCCGACGGUAUCGGCACAACUAUCGUUCUCGUUGGCAUUGCGCAGACACAAGUGGUCGCCUUCUCUGCAACGCAGAACACAUAUCUUAUCAUGGUUCAAGGAGGAUCUUGCAUUGUUGGAGUUUUCGGACCGUACUACGUCCAGCAACUCUCCAAUCUCAGAACCAAGACCAUGCUGCAGGCCGCUAAUAUUGGAUGUGUUCUUGUUGUACUCUGGGGUAUAAUCGGAAUCUGGACCACCAAGGUUGGCUAUCACAACAUCUGGGAGUUCUGGCUGUUCAACGCGCAGUUCGGUUUCACCAUGGGCGCGCAAUUCUCAUACGGCCAGGCUUUCAUGGCCGAACUGGUUCCUCGUGGAAGGGAAUACAUGUUCUUCAGCUUGCUAGGCAUUGUUUCCAAGGGCUCUGCAUGGAUUGGGCCCAUAGUUUCCAGCGCCAUUGUCGACGUCAACAACAAUGACUGGACCCCUUUCCCGUUUGUAGCUGCUCUGAUUCUUGUACCUACGAUUGGUAUCUUCUUCAUCAGCGAGAUCAAGAGUCGAAAGGAAUGCGCCGAGUACCUUGUCAGAGAAGCCACCACUUUGCGAAAGCUAGAUAAUGCAGUAGAGGUUGCCAAAUCAAUCUAG